AUGGGUGAUAGAAGAAGAGGGAUCCCGACGACAUGCAGAUGCGGUGAAGCUGUAAGGAUGGGUACAUCGAGGACUGCCAAAAACCCUGGAAGAUUAUUUCACUCUUGUCCUAAUGGAUCAGAUGAGGAUCGAUGGUAUCACACGUUUAAAUGGACUGAUAAGAGUAUGGUUGAAGAGAUUGAGGAUUUGAAGUUAAAAGUGAAGAAUGUGGAAGAAGAUUCAAUCUCAUUACAAAAGAGUUUCAAUGCUUGUGAAUCAGAGGUUGAAACUCUACAAAUGGAAACUCGGGUUUGUGAAGCUGUAGUAGAAAAAGAGUUGCAAGAGUGCAAAAUGGAGCUUCGGAGCUUGAAGAAUAUGAUCGGAUGUGUUGUGGUGAUGAUGUUGGUUUACUUUUUUCUGUUUUGA
Arabidopsis lyrata subsp. lyrata is the source of this 405-nucleotide messenger RNA. RefSeq lists its product as uncharacterized. The coding region runs from base 1 to 405 and encodes 134 amino acids. The record is from RefSeq and is a predicted model, not a curated record. Gene Ontology annotation, molecular function: zinc ion binding. Lineage: Eukaryota; Viridiplantae; Streptophyta; Magnoliopsida; Brassicales; Brassicaceae. The transcript is spliced from 2 exons.